Messenger RNA from Haliotis rubra (blacklip abalone), 1700 nucleotides. RefSeq names its product neuroligin-2-like. Gene Ontology annotation, biological process: synaptic vesicle endocytosis; neuron cell-cell adhesion; presynaptic membrane assembly. The transcript is spliced from 10 exons. Bases 48 to 1652 code for a protein of 534 amino acids. Gene Ontology annotation, molecular function: signaling receptor activity; neurexin family protein binding. Gene Ontology annotation, cellular component: cell surface; synapse. The record is from RefSeq and is a predicted model, not a curated record. NCBI's taxonomy places the organism in Eukaryota, Metazoa, Mollusca, Gastropoda, Lepetellida, Haliotidae.
GCCUUAUCUGGCCAGUCUCAUUUCAUGUUUUUUCAUUUCUGAAAACGAUGUUGGGCUGUGUAGUGUUGGCGUGUUUGGCAACGCUGUGUGUCGGGACAGACGUCAUUUUGAAGACAAGGCAGGGACAGCUACGAGGGACGAGGACUGAGUACUUCAGUGACGAAUAUGUAGACGUGUACAAUGGAAUACCGUACGCCCUUCCACCUGUAGGUGCCAGGAGGUUCAGGCCCCCCUCCCCAGCCGUGGCGUGGUCAGGUGUAAGGGACGCCCGAUCUCCUCGACACAUCUGCCCCCAAGUGCACGGCAAGCCUCACUCCACCCAGGACGAGGACUGUCUGUUCCUUAAUGUUUUCACCUGGAAGUCCAAGGCCAACACAACUCCACCGCUUCCAGUGAUGGUGUUUAUCCACGGGGGAGCGUUCAAUGAAGGGGGUGGAUCUCUAUUCCGAUGCAAUGCAUUGGCACUUCAUUCCGUGGUCGUUGUCACUAUCAACUACAGACUGGGUGCAUUAGAUCAUGAUGCCACAUCUCCCGGUAAUUAUGGGAUGCUGGACCAAGUGAUGGCGUUGAAGUGGGUGAGAGACAAUGUCGCAGAUUUUGGCGGGGAUCCUAAGCAGGUGACGGUGUUCGGAGAAAGCGCGGGAGCUGUGAGCACGUCGUUGCAUCUCAUAUCCCCUCUCUCCAAAGGAUUACUGGACGCUGCCAUCACUGAGAGCGGAGUGUCCUUGUCCGAGUGGGGAUUUAGGACCAGGCAGGACAGCCCAUCUCCCCUAGACCAAGCACGGGCCUUGGGGAAAAGGGUUGGGUGCUCAGAAACAAACACGACCCUUUUGGUUGAGUGUCUCCGCAAAGUUGACGCUAAAAGGCUGACAGUCAAUGAUUUAACGAAAGCUGAGAAUCGCCUCGUGUGGUCCCCUGUGGUGGAGACGGUGUACGGGUUUCUUCCAGACACACCCCAGACGCUCAUCGACAGGGGGGACGCAGCUAACGUACCCGUUCUGAGAGGGGUGAACAAGGACGAACUUGCCGCAAAGAUUGCCUGGUUCCAUGGAAUAUCUACCGGCAUGUCGCUGAAUUCCGCAACUGCGUUUAUACGACAGAAUAUACAGCGUGCCUUCACGUCCAACCAGCAAGCCCUGCAAGCAGCAAUCGAGAAGGUGUAUCUCAGUGACGUCCAACCGUCGGAACACGAUGUAAUACGUUCACGCAUCAUCCAGAUGCUGUCUGACCGAGCCUUCUAUGUGCCGACGCUGGUGGAGACGGAGAAACAGGCAGGGCGAGGCGGGAGCCCAGUCUACUUGUACGAGUUUGACUACCGCUCUCCUCGAGACAACAAGCCAGUUUGGGAAGGUGUCCCUCACGCGGCUGAGCUAUCCUACGUGUUCGGAGCCCCGCUUCUAGGGGGAAAUUCCUGGACCGAGAAUGAUAAGGCUAUUACCAGUAGGGUGAUGGGCUACUGGACGAACUUUGCAAAGCACGGGGACCCAUCUUAUGGUCACGUGACGUGGAAACCUUUCACCACGAAGGAGAAGGGGUACCUGUCUAUCGGUAACUCUUCAGUCAUGAAGUAUGACCCGAGGUCACAGGAAGUGAAACUGUGGACGGAAGUUAUCCCCAAUCUGUCGCAAUCCCAGACAGUCAUCAUUGGAUGAAGGGAUAUGCUGAUGUAGAAGUAUCAACGAAUAAACGUCAAAGAUGCU